Messenger RNA from Effrenium voratum, 1673 nucleotides. Lineage: Eukaryota; Dinophyceae; Suessiales; Symbiodiniaceae. The record is from the annotation of a GenBank genome assembly.
CCCCCACGUGCCCGGCUCUUUUCUUUCGCUUGGCCAUGGGUCUCGCUGCAUGAGGCGCCAUGUUCAAGGGCCGGAGCUUGGCGAUGCUCGGCGCCGCCCUGGCGACGGUGACCACGGUGGUAAUCUACUUAGAAUGGCGCGCAGUGCAGGACAUCCGCCAGGCCUCUGGCUCCGACUUGCACAGCUUGCUGCAGAAGGGCCGUCAUGCCCUGCUCAAGAAGAUGGUCCAAGGAGGCGGCCCGGUGGGGCAAGCAGCAGGCGGCGCCCUGGCGGCGCUGGAGCGGGCGCCGGCUCCGCAGCUUCGGGGCCACUCUGAGAGGCCCACUGCGCCGCCCAUAGCCAGCGCCGCGGCGCCGGCGGAGUCGACAGCUGCGGCGAUGGAGUUCACCGGCACGCUGCCGACGUUUCCGACGCCACGUGAGGUCCGGCACGAGUCCUGCCUGCGUGAGUUCCAGAUCCGCGACCUGCCCCGGGUCUCGCUGGUGCGGCGCUCGUUUUGGGGAAAACCGCGGAUGAGAAGUGCCAUGGCGCCGCAGCUGGUGUCGCUGGAGGAGGCGCGGGCACUGGGCCUGGCGCCCGUGCCCAAGGGAGGCUCGGAGUACGAGCGCGAGAAGGAGGCGCUGAAGGAGUUCGGCGUCAAUUUGAGCAAGGACCACAUGGAUGGCUACAGAUAUCGCCCCGAGCGGGUGGACAAGGACCUGGCGCUGGUGAAGCGGCCCUGGGACGUGCCCUUGCUGUAUCAGCUGGGCCCCGACUCCGUGGUGCUAUGUGAGGACUACGAGACCUGGGACAACCCCGAGUUCAAGCUGGAGAUCCGGGAGGGCAUCGCCUACUGCACCUUGAACCGACCGGAGGCCAACAACGCCAUGAACGGAGGCAUCGGAGGUGGCCUGCACGACGCCUGCCGGAUCUUGGCGCAGCGCACGGACGUGCGCAUCGUGGUCUUCACUGGGAACGGCCGGAUGUUCUGCGCUGGGGGUGACCCCAAGAGCUUCCAAGCAGCGCAGAAGCAGGCCGGCGCCAUUGCCGGGGACGGGGACAAGAUGCAGGGCCCCACCCCGGGCCCGGCCAUUGCCAUGGCCGGGACCAUGCUGAUCGAGGGCAACAAGAUGUCGGCCACCGGCUUUGCGCGGGACAUGUACGCCAUGUCCUCGUUGCCGCAGUUCACCAUCUGCUGCAUGAACGGGUCCGCCAUGGGUGGAGGCUUCGGCCUUGUGUGCGCCUGCGACUACGUGAUCGCCACCAAGCAGGCGCACGCCACGCUGUCGGAGGUGAAGCUGGGGGUCAUCCCGGCGGUCAUCUCGCCGCACGUGUCCAGGACCAUCGGCACGGCGAAUUGCAAGCGCCUCUUCUGCACCGCGGAGAAUGCGAACAUGCAGACGGCGAUGGAGAUUGGGCUGGUGCACAAGAUCGUGGACAGCCCCAAGGAGUUCCCAGCAGCCAUCAAGGAGAUGGCCUCGAAGAUCCAGAUGUUGGCUCCUGGGGCCGUGGGCGCCGCAAAGCAAGUUCUUUUGGAUUGCCUGAACCAGCCUAUCACGAACGGCCUCAUCGAGUACACUGCCAAGGAGUACUUGAAGCUGCGCAGGGGCAAGGAGUGUGAGGCGGGCAUGGAGGCGCUGAAGAGCAAGCAAAAGCCGCCCUGGGUGAAGCCCAUCGACGUCAAGGAGGAGUGA